AUGAAGAACAGAACCCCUCUCCUCGUUGCCUUUCUUCUUCUUCUUUUCACUUUUUCUUGUGUUUUGGCUCAAAAGGCCUAUCCAGAACAGUCAAAUGUCAUUUCUCUCGUUGGACAACCUGUGAAUGCUCUUCACUUUGGAAUUGAUCUACCACCAAGUGUUAUCAACGCUGCUGCUGGUAGAACGGAACAAGAGGACGAAGAAGCUGUCGUUGAUGAAGCAUUGGCUGACACUUCACUUGUCAUGAUGCCAACUGCCUUGUCCGAUGAUGAAUUUUCUGAAGAAGCGGAGGCCAUGGCAGAUUCUGAAGCAUUCCUCUCAUCAGGCGCUCAAUUAAAGGCCACGACCAUGCUCAACGUUCGAAAAGGACCAUGUACCAAUCAAAGAGUCAUCAAAGUGUUGAGAGCUGGUGAAAAAGUGAGUUACAAUGGAGUGGUUCGAACUGGAUGUGGAUAUACUUGGUAUGGAGUUUCAGGAAGUUUUGGAUCUGGAUUUGCUGCAAAGGCCUAUUUGACAUCUGUCAGCGGUGGAAGACAAACUCAACCAAAGAAACCAACUCAACCAAAGGGUGGAAAUACUUCUAGAAAUGGAAAUAGUUGUAGACAAUCUUAUAAUUAUCCAUUGUUUAAGCAAUGUGAUCGACGAUGGGGAGCUAAUCGAUUGGGAUCAAGUUCAACUAUUUGUAAAGUUGGUUGUCUCAUGACCUCAGUCACCAGUGCAUUGAACGGACGUGGUAAAUCAAGCAAAAAUCCAGGUGAAAUGAAUGCUUAUUUAAGAGCUCACGGAGGAUAUUAUGGCAAUUUGUUCGUUUGGGGUGCUGUCGCUAAAUUUGGUUUUAAAUACCUCGGACAAACUACUAACAAGAGUACUAUUAGAAAUUGGCUCUGUUCUGGUAAAGUUGUGGUUUUGAAUGUCAAUGGAGGUGGACAUUGGGUCUUGGCCAAGUCUUACAGCAGUGGAGUUUAUGGAGUGAAUGAUUCUGGAUAUAAUAGAAGUUCCUAUGCUGAGAGUCAAGUUGUGAGAGCUGCUGCUUUUGAUGUUUGA
Molecule: messenger RNA, 1044 nt
Organism: Naegleria lovaniensis
Lineage: Eukaryota; Heterolobosea; Eutetramitea; Acrasida; Naegleriidae
Exons: 2
Coding region: 1-1044 (347 amino acids)
Source: RefSeq, a predicted model, not a curated record